Molecule: messenger RNA, 1363 nt
Organism: Polyodon spathula (Mississippi paddlefish)
Lineage: Eukaryota; Metazoa; Chordata; Actinopteri; Acipenseriformes; Polyodontidae
Gene: skap1
Product: src kinase associated phosphoprotein 1
Exons: 13
Coding region: 120-1250 (376 amino acids)
Cellular component (GO): plasma membrane; cytoplasm
Molecular function (GO): protein binding
Source: RefSeq, a predicted model, not a curated record
UUUUUUUUUUUUUUUUUUAAAUAACGUGUUUAUUGAUUGGCUUACUUUAUUGACUGUUCAAAACCCAACCUUGGACUUAAUAAGUAAUAAUAAUACUGGCGAUAAAAAAAAAAUAAAACAUGCAAGCGCUUUCUGAAGAUUUCAGGAGACUGUUUGAAGACUGCGAGCUUUUUGUCUCAGAGAUCCUGCAGGAGGAGAGUCUGGGGAAACACGCUCGGGAAACGAGAGAGAUCCUUCUGAGCAACUUCCAGGUGCUGCGCACCAGGCAUCCUAAUGAAUUUCAGUACAAAGUAGAUUCAGCGAGUUUGUACUCUAAGAAUGAAGACAGCUCAGAUGACACUCAGAGUUUAAACCUCGCCCCGUCUCUGCCCUCCGACAAUGCUUCCGUGGCAUCAGACUAUCAGGACGAAGGCUCUCCUGAAUAUCCUGAAGUAAUCGCUCUGGUGGGAGUUCAGGAGCUGACUAACAUCCAGAAACAAGGUUACCUGGAGAAGAAGCGCAGAGAUCACAGUUUCUUUGGCUCAGAGUGGCAGAAAAGGUGGUGUGUCCUGGACAAUAAUAUCUUCUACUACUUUGGAAGCGACAAGGACAAGCAGCAGAAAGGUGCGUUCUACAUCAACGGCUACGGAGCCGAUCUGCUGGGAAACCUGCGCAAGGACUCCAAGAAGAACUCCUGUUUCGAGCUGAGUGCCGCAGGACGACGCUCAUUUCAGUUUACAGCAAGCAGUCCAAAAGAAGCAAAGGAGUGGGUGCGCCAUAUCAACUUUGUACUUAAGGACCAGCGCUCCCCUUUCAUCCCUUUCGAUGAGGAGGAAGAGGAUGAUGAUGGGGAAGGGAAGGAGGACCAGGAGGAAGAGGAGACCUACGAUGACAUCGACACCGUGAGCUCCACCCACCCUCCGAGCCACACACCUCGACACAGCCUCCCAGAGGGGGAGGUGGAGGUGGAGGAGGAGGAGGAAGAGGAGGAUAUCUACGAAGUGCUGCCAGAGGAUGAUUUUCCCCCGGGGUCCGAAGGAGAGGGUGGUGAAAAUGGGCCCAGAUUUGGAGGCUCAGUGGACUAUGGGAAUUACUACCAGAGCUUGUGGGACUGUGCUGGGGAUCAGCCCGACGAACUGUCCUUCCAGCGAGGAGACCUGAUCUACAUCCUCAGCAAAGAGUACAACAUCCACGGCUGGUGGGUCGGAGAGCUCAACGGCAGCAUCGGAAUCGUACCGAAGGACUUCCUGGCAACAGCGUACAUCCUGUGAGCUCCAACACACAGAUUCACUGCAGCUAUGCUGUAGAUAUGCUGUAUGAGAAGCCAUGCAGUAUGAGGAGAAAGAUCUGGGAGGGAUACUGAAAAAGAAAUGACAAAAAAUAC